Molecule: messenger RNA, 3274 nt
Organism: Ooceraea biroi (clonal raider ant)
Lineage: Eukaryota; Metazoa; Arthropoda; Insecta; Hymenoptera; Formicidae
Product: RNA-binding protein 4.1
Cellular component (GO): nucleus
Molecular function (GO): mRNA binding
Source: RefSeq, a predicted model, not a curated record
CCUUGUCCUGCACGGCGAAGCGUAGUGAUCACGCAGCGUCGCGAGUCGGUACGCGUAAGCCAUUUUUUUUAACGUGAGUUACGAAGCGUCGUAGUUCGAUUCAGUGAGCGGAGGAGUAACGAUCGCGCGAAUAGUUUUUUGUACGUUGACGUAUUUGUCGAUUCCAGUUCCUUUCUUUCUGUCUUUUUCGCAUUUACGAUGGAUACCUCGGUCAGCUAUCAUGCUACCUCGGAGACGGCGACGGCUGGGACGAUGGUGUCAUCCAAUCAACCGCGAAAGACAAAAAUAUUUGUGGGUCGGUUGCCAGAAAAUUGCCGCAACGAUGAGUUGCGACAAUUGUUCUUGCGCUUCGGCGAGGUGACGGAAUGCGACGUCAUGAACCGAUACGGUUUCGUCCAUAUGGCACGAGAAGAGGAUGCAGCGGCGGCGAUUAAAGCACUUCACAAUUCCAACUUCAAAGGGGCGACGAUCAACGUGGAACAGUCAACCGGAAAGUCACGCGGGGGUGGAGGAGGACGCCGAGAUGACCGAAGAGGUGGACCUAUGAGAGGUGGUAGGGGCGGACGAGACGGUGGUAGAGACGCUCGUCCUGGACCAUACAAUGAUAGAAGAGUUCUUCCGAUCCAACUCGUUGGUUACGAUGGAUCUGCUGCAGGUGGCGUCGCAACGGGGUACACCGAUUACAAUCGUGGAGCUGGCGACUUUAGCGGCCGUGGAGCGGACUUCGGCACCGGCUACGCUGACCGUGGAGCCUAUGGUCAGAACGUGGGCGGCGCGGCGAUGGGUUACACCUCGACAGCGCCCGGGAUGGGUGGCGGAUACGGACCAGCAGCUGGCGCCGUGGGAGGAUACGGACCAACCGGCGCGGCGGACUACGGACGGACGGCUGAUUACGGUCGCGCAGACUUCGGCGCGAGAACAGACUAUGGUAAUCACGGUGGUGAAUAUUUCUCUAACGGUGAAAUUGGCGGCGGCAUGGCCGGAGAUUUCAAUCGUGGCGCACCUGGCCCAGUUGAUUAUGGCCGUACUGAUAAUUUCGGUGCUAGUCGCACGGUCGAUUAUACCGCUAGAAAUGAUUAUGACCGAAGUGCAACUGGGCCAAUGAGGAACGGUGGUGGUGCCGUUGCCAGUACUGGGUAUGGUACUGGUUACACUGAUGUGGGAUAUGAUGAAAGCCACUGGCCAAUGAGCACUGGACCUAGCUACAGCACUGGGGCACCUAGUUACAGCACUGGCCCAGGACCGCAAGCUGACAUGUUUAGCAGAAGACCUGGCAGUGCAGUCCCCAGUGGUGGAUAUCCACCGGUAGCUGGCGGUUACGCUGAGGGGUAUGACAGACCAGACGCAUAUGGUCCUCCACGUGGCGGCGGACGCUUCCCAGGUCCGGCAGACGCGAUGCCACCGAGGUACUAAAAGUGUACUAAACGCAUACACACUAGCGCAUGCGAAAGGCAACAGUAAAAACAAAAUAUCUUUAGCGGUGAUUAUUUGCUUAUGGAUUCAAUUAUUUAGAAACUGCCCUCUGCGUUUGAUAUUUUGAGUCCAUAUGAGACACAUGUAAUUUAUAUCCUGUGUUUAAUUGUAUCGUGAGAUACAGCAAGGAAAUAAGAACACACAGUAAAUGAUAAAAGUAAUAAAUUAAGUUUAAAUCUUUUCGAUGAGUGAAUGUGGAUCAAAAAUUUAUAAAAUAUAUAAUUAACGAAUAUAUUGUAUUAGUUUAUCGUAUUCUAUGAAGAGAUUUCUCGGCAUUAUAUUGUUCAUGUAGUUUGUGUUCACAGUUCUUUCCUUUAUUCUGUUUUUCUACAAAUAAACAGGAUUGAAUAUGUAUUACCUCUAGUGUGGGUCAAGUAUUUUCCUGAAACUGAAUUCUUUGAACGCCCACAUUAUAAGCAUAGAUAAUUCUGUUGUACGCAAUAAGAUUAGUUCUACAAGAAGUGACUUAUUAACUAUGUGCUACAAUUGAAAUUAAUCUCCUGUGUAAUCUUUUUUUACAUGUAAGAACUUAAAUAAUAUUUUAAAUGUUUAUUGAUAAAAACAGAAAAUAUACCUAAUAAUAAUAAUAAUUAGCAUAAUGUAUCUUUAUACAUAAAACAAAUAAAAUGCAAAGGAGUAUCCUAAAGUAAUCGAGAUCUCUUAUGAUAUAAUUUAUUUCUUCUUUUUUUUAGAAUUGAUUCGUAUGUAGUACUAUCCUAAAGUUUAAUUAUUUCCUAAUUUGCCAAGAUACAUAUCACCAAAGAAUUGUUAUGGCAUUUUUCAUUUUUCUUUUCUCUCUCUCUCUCUCUUCUCAAAGUUUUACACAAAGUUUUAUUAAAUAUAUAUAAAAUGAUUAUUUUUAUUAUUAUAAAGUAUAGUUUUCUUUUACUCUAAUGUCACGCUGCUUCGGUAAAAGAGAUUGUCAAUACAGCAGCGACAAGGGAUAAAUAUUAAUUAUUUAUUUAACAUAAAUUAAUCUGUGCUAUUGAUAGGAGCGAACAGAAGAAAUUGCUUAGUAAUAAUCAGCGUGCGUCCAAUUUUGUUACAUAAUGUUAAUUCUUAAUUCGACGGCGUUGUGCAUUGUAAUCUUGAAUUAUUUCUAGGGUAACUACAAUGCAUAAACUUUCAGAAAUUAUGAUACAUCACUAUAAAUAUAGCAAUAAUGUUCAUGCAAUAUCAAACAUUUAUACAACAUAGUAAUAAUAAUAAUUCAAGACGAUAGUUCAAAAUGGGCUCGGAGUAGUAGACAUAUAAAUAAAAUAGGGUACUUCCGGAAUUUGAUGGCAAUGCAAAACGUCAACCUCCAGCUGGUGCAGUUUACUUAGUUAGGCCUGUACUGAAACAUCGGUUUGUGAAUGUGCGGCGAACGCGUUGCCGUACGUUAUCCUGGUGGCGGCUUGUCGACCUGCGAUUAUUGAAGAAACGAUUACGACGAUUACUCGCUAAGCGUGGCUACCCGUAGAUGCGACGAUCAGCGAAUAAACCAACCUGCGAUAUAUGGAUAAUGCGCCACAAAUUGCGUUUGCGCUCAAAGCUGGCGUGCUUUGAAUUUAACCAAGAAGAUUCCAAACGGGAUGAGGACAGACUGAUGGACAUUGAGAUGAACUCAAUGGGAACCGCUAAUUACCCUCAAGAAGCAUUCGUUCUCGUUUGCAUGGCACGAGAGAUGCGGAGAAGAUGGAUGGUAAUGCCUGGCUGCUUUUAACUAAAGAUAGAAAGCACGCAGGAAUAAAGUAUUGUAUAUGGAAUUACUAUCAAUCAUGUGUAGUAUUUUACUGGAAUAAACAUAACGUUGUUGAAA